AUGUCGGUAUACAAGCAAGAGGAUGGGCAUGGAAACAGUAUUAUUUACAUGGAUACGGACGGGUACAUAACUAGUACACUCGGAAACCCGGAAGAGGGCGCAAACAGAAUACGCAAAAUGGCAAGUUUUAAAUGUCGACCGGAUGACGUAUUCAUUUGUGCGCCAAUGAAGUCAGCGGAAUACCAAAGUUGGUUUGAGUACGUUCUUGAAUGGGAAGAGUUAAUGGCAAACAAUCCUGAACUCCCUGUACACCUGAUAUAUUAUGAAGAUUUGAAAGAGGAUAGUCUGAAAGAGAUAUGCCGUUUAGGGAGAUUUCUUGGUAUAGAAGAUAAAGAUGGACUAUUUGAAGCAAUUAGUGAGAAAUGUCAGUUUGAAAAUAUGGUGCAAGAUAAACAACAGUAUCAAGCGCCGGACGGGGCUUCUAUUGUAGAUGGGUUCACGUUUUACAGAAAAGGCGAUAUUGGAGACUGGAAGAACUGGUUCACUGUCGCCCAAAAUGAAAUGUUUGACGAGAUCUACAGAAACAAGAUGAAAGAUUCAAAGCAUAAAUUUAGAUAUAGCAGAAAAAAUAAAAGCUGA
Molecule: messenger RNA, 579 nt
Organism: Mercenaria mercenaria
Lineage: Eukaryota; Metazoa; Mollusca; Bivalvia; Venerida; Veneridae
Product: sulfotransferase 1E1-like
Exons: 4
Coding region: 1-579 (192 amino acids)
Biological process (GO): sulfation
Cellular component (GO): cytoplasm
Molecular function (GO): sulfotransferase activity
Source: RefSeq, a predicted model, not a curated record